Sclerotinia trifoliorum is the source of this 4208-nucleotide messenger RNA. NCBI's taxonomy places the organism in Eukaryota, Fungi, Ascomycota, Leotiomycetes, Helotiales, Sclerotiniaceae. The record is from the annotation of a GenBank genome assembly.
CACCAUCGAUAUUUUCUGACAAGCUGGCCGAUCUUAUUUCAUCAUCAUCUUAACGACACUAAAGAGCUCGAUAUAUAUGAAAGGCUUUGUCCCCCUUCAUCAAUCCGUCUCCUCCACCUUUCCUCCACAAUUCCCUCCACCCUCAAUCGAAAAAAUCUUGCAACUUAAGCAAUUUUAUGUGAACUCCUGGUCUCUCUGACGCAUUCACUAACACUUCAAGGUUGUUUCUGUUCAGGUGUUCUUUCUGUCCCUGACCCGAAUCUUUCCUUGCUCACGAUUUGUGAACACCUUUUUUAACCUACCUCCCUCCCUACCUAUCUAUCUCUUACUCUGUACUCAUUCUUACUUACUCUUAACCUAUCGUACUCUUAACCUACCUCCUCUUAACCUACCUCCUCUUAACCUACCUCCUCUUAACCUACCUCCUCUUAACCUACCUUACUCUUUCUUACUUACUCUUAACCUACCUCAACCUUCCCCAAACUACAGACAGUCAAGCUUCUACCAUAUCGAUCAAAAUUUAGAAGACAACCAUCCAUAUAUUUAUUUGUUCAUCCAUCCCUCCAUUAUCUCCCUUCGGAUUCUUAACAGAGAUCAUCUCAAUCCAUAUCGUCCAAUAAUCUUUCGAUUUUCAACGUUGAAAUCGUAUUGCAGAUCUUAAAAACUCGUCUAAAGCUUACAUAGAAACAAAAAAACCCUUGCAGAUCUUUUCGCAAUCAUUUCAUCUCCGGAACGAAACGAGGCAAAAGGCAACAAUUCUCCCGGUCGCAUAUCAUAUCGUAACCACUAUUUCCUAUUUCCUUGUCCCCCCGCCAUCCUCUUAUCGACAGCACAAUUAUCGCCGUCGCCCGGAUAACCUGCAAACAAAUAUUAAGGAUCUUUCCAAUAAAGUUCUUUCCUCGCUUCUUGAUCUAUCACCUAUCCAUCCAUCAUCGCGAUAUCUUUUUCCGACUCUGCCUCAGGUCAGGCUGUGUCUUUUCCCUUUUUCAUUUUCAGGGCUGAAAAGAAUCAUCGGAGCUGGAUUCUUUUUGAAACCAAGCCUCGACUGAGAGUACCCUGUCCUGCUUACGAAUUCCAUAAAACAAUCUCAUUUGCCUUGAUGCGGUGACAGAGAUAACCAUAUCUAUCAUCUUAUCCUUCUCACCCCUUUCACGACCUUCUACCGCCGCUACCCCCUUCUCAUCCGCUCCGCAGGGAUCAUAUCACUGCCGCCAGUCACAAUGUCUAGCGACACUCUAUCAUCUCAAGAGCCAGCAUCUGGCCCCAGAUCUACCACUUCCUUUUUACCUAUAAAUUCCAAUCGUGCAAUUAAUGUCAAUGGUUCCGAAGUCGAAGGACCAUCCACUCAGCACAAUCCCCAAGAGACGACUUCCACGACGCCUCGACCCAGUACCGCACCGAAUACUCAACCUCGGCCGAUGCAUGGAACGGAAGAUGCAACGACUCCAACGACAACAUCAUUUGGAGCAGCCUCAAGCGCACUUGCAAAUCAAAGGCCUCUCCCACGUCCUUUCGAUAACGCUGCAUCUGUUUCCGAGUCCGUAAGAGACAUGACAUCAACCCUCAACCGAAACAAUUCAGUAAUGUCACAUAAUUCUGGUGGUUCCGAAGAUGUUGAUAUGGAUGAUUCGGAUGUUCAAAGUUCCAAUGGUGAUGGUUCAAGGCCCAAUAAGAAAAAGAAAACUCAAAGAUUCUUCUGCGUGGAUUUUCCACCAUGUAAUCUUAGCUUUACAAGGAGUGAGCAUUUGGCACGACAUAUAAGGUAAUUCACUACAUCUCAAGCUACUCCACAAUCUCUCCGUCUGCUAAUGGUUAUCCUCAUCUAGAAAGCACACCGGAGAGCGUCCCUUUGAGUGCCAUUGUAAGCGCAGGUUUUCUCGAUUGGACAAUUUGCGGCAACAUGCUCAGACGGUCCACCAAAAUGAGCCAAUUCCCCAAGACUCUUUGGCUGCCACUGGCACAAGAUAUCCUAGACAGGCUCGUAAUGACAGAGUCAGACCUGCUGGGAACAGACCCAGAGCUGCUACAGCAAGUGGACAGGCACCUACACAUCGUGGUCAUCAUCGGAACUCCUACUCCACCUCGAGCAUAAACUCUACUGCAUCUAGCUAUAGUCAGCCAAACAGUUUCAGGCCACGUCCACCCCCUCUACAGAUGGCUAGCUAUGGAUCAGAUAGCCCUUCUGCAUGGCGCCCAAGUUCACCUGGAGAAUACAGUACACCUACCUCUGCUACCUUUUCAACUGGCCAGAAUAGCCCUCGAUGGGCAUCCAAUGUGCAAUCACCUCUGAUGGGUACCUAUUCACGAACUGCUAGCAUUUACGAUGGACAUCGUACUCCUGGUCGUAGGUUGUCUACACCUUCCGCUGCGCACCCAUUUUCCUCGCCAAGCCUUGCUUCCAAUCCUUUCGGCACUCCACCAACUUUCACUGCACCGGCACCCUAUUCCCCAGGUAUGAUUUCAAGCCCUACAACCUCGACGGCGGGUAUGGGACAAUUUGGGGGGCAAUCGAUGGCUACCAAUCAUCCAGAUAUGGACAAUAGAAGGAGAACAUGGCACCAAGGAACUGAUGCAGCUACGCUAGCAUACACUAGCAGGUUGCAGAAUGUCAUGACUCCAAAUCACUAUGCAAGCGGCCCUAUUCCUGAACCGCCCACAAUUCUUCGCAGCAAUGCUCCUCCAGCGGAACAGACAACACUCCCAGGUAUAUCAAGUUUGUUCAGUAGGGCGUAUUCGCCGCCUCCUCGUGCUACAAAUCAAAUGAUGACUGAUAGACCAAAUUCUUACCAUCAGCCAAGCCCUACCAUGGCUGACUUGAACUCACGUCGCCAGCCGAGACAUUCCAUGGUGGAGUCAAACUUCUAUUCUCAAUCCAGACCUGUGCCGGUUAGAGACCGACCUCUUAGCUCUCAUCUUGAUCGGCAAUUCACCCAGUUAGACCUUCACGGUGCACCACAAGGAGACGCAGCAACCUGGGCCUCCGACGCAGCUCGUGCUGUUCAUGCCACUGCAGAGGAAUCACCAGCAGAUCGAACAAGAAGAAUGUUGGAAGAAUGUGGUAAUAUUCAUUCCGGCUUAGAGUUAAGACUUGCAAACCAACCAAGAGUAAUGUUUGAGCAUGCGGCACUUGGUCCUCGACCUGGGCCCUCUUCAUCUUAUCACCAGCAUACGGCUAGUGCGCCGGUUACUAUGCCCAGGUCAGACAGGCGGGACGGAUGGUAUCACGGACCAGGAGUAUAUCAUCAGACGUAUGAUAACAGAUUUCAAGGAACUUCCCCAGAAGGAUCAAGCAGUUCCGAAGGUGCAGCGCCUUUAAGUCCGCAGAGCGCCAACAGGAUGGAUCACAAUCCUACCGUUUUACAAUCAAACGGUUACUCUGAGGAAGCUUCUCGACCAAUUCGUCCUCAGCAACCAAUCAUCCACCACUACCAUUCACAAUCAAAUGGAAGCGAACCUUCUUACACGUAUGGGCCUUCUUCAUCAACUCAAACUAUGUAUCAGCAAAUUCCCAAGUCACCUGAGCAGCCUUACCGCACUGCUCUAGACACUUUGGUCGCUGUCGCAACAGGCGAUCAAAUUCCUGUGCAAAAACCCUUUUGAAGAAUUGAUUUCGUUGAUCAUAGCUUUUGUGUAUAUAUUACACCUCGACACAAUUUCUUUUAACAUACCCCAUUCGCAUUCUGUUUUAAGAAUGUUACGAAAUUAUGAAACAAAGACGGAUAUACAUUUUAUCUUCACGAUUCCCUCUUUUCCUUUUACAUCUACUGGGACCGGGACAUUGUGAUUUGGCAGCGUUGGUGUUCGGGUAUUUGACAUCAUUGUUCUUUUGUUUUUUUAUGUUUUCUCUCUCAGGAUUCAUUCAUGUGUCUACACAGUUAUACCCUGUGACAUAUGCGUCUUGUCUCGCCAUCCGGGAUUUAGGACCUAUUCCUGUGUCCACAACAUUUUUGUCUUGGCAUACUGUGUCUUUUACUGCUUCUCAUGUGUAGCAAUGUACUUCUCGGAACGUAUGGAUUAUCAUUAAGACGGUUCUCACCAUCGGGUUGGAAGAAGCCUUUGACCUGCCUAUCUGGCCAGCAUUUUGAACUACUUGGGUUGUUUAUCAUGAUUUAGCGCUAUUGGGGGAGGCUUCGGUUUUUAUUUCUAGCGUCGGGACAGGCGGUUCUCUACUCGGGAUUUCUUGGUGGGCGGCAAGCUUGACUAUGACU